Messenger RNA from Brassica rapa (field mustard), 546 nucleotides. RefSeq names its product metallothionein-like protein type 2, MT2-18. The record is from RefSeq and is a predicted model, not a curated record. Lineage: Eukaryota; Viridiplantae; Streptophyta; Magnoliopsida; Brassicales; Brassicaceae. Gene Ontology annotation, molecular function: metal ion binding.
UUCAUUUUCUAAUAAUCUCCUAUCGAUCGAUUUUGUUUAUACUUUUCUGAGAUUUGUUUGAAUUUUCUCUUGAAAAUGUCUUGCUGCGGAGGAAACUGUGGUUGUGGAUCCGGCUGCAAAUGCGGCAGCGGAUGCGGAGGCUGCAAAAUGUUCCCGGACUUAGGCUUUUCCGGCGAAAAGGCCACAACUGAGGCGUUUGUCUUUGGCGUUGCACCAGUGAUGAAGAACCAGUACGAGGCUUCCGGCGAGGGUAACGCUGAGAACGAUGCAUGCAAGUGUGGAUCUGACUGCAAGUGUGACCCUUGCACCUGUAAAUGAAUAAAGAAACCACUCUCAAGAAGGCAGAGAUAAUCAGAAUCUUAAUUAAGCAAUUAUAUAACCCUACCGAUGUAUUAGGUCAGCUUUUAUGUGUAAUAAUGGCUGCAGCCUUGUCCUUUAAGCCCAUAAUGUUCUUCGUUUGUGUUUACGUUGUUCUUAUGUUUGACCAUAGUUGUUGAGUCAGUUUGUAUAUAUAAUAAUACUCAACUAAUAAUAUAAACCUAUAAA